GAAAUAAUCUCGGAAAUAAUAGAGGAAAUAGUUGUCAAAAAGAUGCAAUCUAAGACAGAUCCUGAAGAGCCACUCCCUUCCAAAUCACUAGGAGUCGUCGAGUUUUACUCUGGAAUAGGAGGGUGGCAUUAUGCCAUUCGGGAAACUGGACUGAAUUUGAAGAUAUUAGCAGCCGUUGACAUCAACACUACUGCUAAUCAGGUUUACAAGCACAACUUUCCAAAUACCAAAGUACUUCAGAGAAAUAUUUUAGGUUUAAGCGCACAAGAGCUAGAUUCAUUCUUAGCUAAUUUGUUUACACUCUCUCCGCCCUGUCAACCUUUUACUCGGCAAGGGAAAAAUGAAGAUGACAUUGAUUAUAGGACUGAUAGUUUUUUCCAUUUAAUGGGUAUCUUAAGUGCAAUGCAAAAGCCGCCUCAAUAUAUCAUGAUGGAAAAUGUUAAGGGAUUCGAGUUGUCAAGGACAAGAGGACACUUUGUACAUGUCCUGAAGGAACUGGGAUAUACAUUUCAAGAAUACUUAAUUUCACCAAAGCAGUUUGGUAUUCCCAAUUCAAGACUGCGGUAUUACCUUCUUGCCAGGCUUUCGCCACGAAAUUUUAAAGCAGCUCCAUUACAAGACACUGUAGAGCAUUUGAAAUAUUACAUUCCAACCAGUUUUCAUGACAUACAUCUAAAGUGUGACAUUUCAAGUUACUUGGAUGAUCUAUCAGAAAUAGAUGUACAACAAUUUUUAGUCCCUGAUAGAAUUCUAGAAAAAUAUGCACAAGGAUUAGACAUAGUGUCAGCAAAAUCUCAUUCAUCUUGUUGUUUUACUCGAGGAUAUUAUCAUUAUGCAGUUGGUACUGGCUCUGUGCUACAUCAUGACUGCUCUGUAGAUCUAGCUCUAGCGUACCAAUGUUAUGCAGAGCAGAAGAAUAAUUGUGACGGCAUCAAAUCCUUAAAAGAACUGAAACUCCGUUACUUUACUCCUCAAGAGGUGGCGAAAUUAAUGUCAUUUCCAGCAAGUCAUACUUUUCCCACAAGUGUGUCAAAUAAACAGUGCUACAAGUUACUAGGCAAUAGUGUGAAUGUUUUUGUUGUAGCAACACUCCUCUGUUACUUGUGCAGUCAAUAAAACUAUUAGCAU
Molecule: messenger RNA, 1128 nt
Organism: Amphimedon queenslandica
Lineage: Eukaryota; Metazoa; Porifera; Demospongiae; Haplosclerida; Niphatidae
Product: tRNA (cytosine(38)-C(5))-methyltransferase-like
Exons: 1
Coding region: 43-1116 (357 amino acids)
Cellular component (GO): nucleus
Molecular function (GO): methyltransferase activity
Source: RefSeq, a predicted model, not a curated record